Messenger RNA from Endocarpon pusillum Z07020, 1953 nucleotides. RefSeq lists its product as uncharacterized. The record is from RefSeq and is a predicted model, not a curated record. Gene Ontology annotation, molecular function: zinc ion binding; nucleic acid binding. Lineage: Eukaryota; Fungi; Ascomycota; Eurotiomycetes; Verrucariales; Verrucariaceae. The transcript has a single exon. The coding region runs from base 1 to 1953 and encodes 650 amino acids.
AUGUUACGCCAUGAUUCCAGCGACGAGGACUCUCGCACUAUCGCUAUAGGCACAAAACGUGCGCGCGCAACUACUGGCCUGCAUCGCAUCUCUUGGAAGCGCACCAAAUACAGGCAUCGCGUCGGCUAUCAAGAUCUUCGAGAUUUUGUGCCAAGAGGUGGCCAUUUUGGCCUUGCACCUCUUGCAGAGUCUCGACUUCCUGAGGAUCCUUUGGAUGAUCUCGGUCAGACUUCAGACUUCUCCGGAUCAUCGAGUGAUUACCAGAUACCGCAGAGUUCUUCAACAAUAGCCAUGAACUGGAACAGCAGUGCACAGAGCUCAAUCAGAACCUCGCUUCGAGGUGGAGGCGGCGACCUUGGUCAAAACCGUCUUGCUACUGGCUUUCGCUCACGCGCUGGGCAAUCCAGCGGUGCGCAAGGCCCUCACGAUGUGGUCGAAAUCUCAGAUGAUUCGGGGGUAGAGGAUGGUUCAGAAGGAGGCAUUUUGCUGAAUGUUGAUGCUUCUUCUAGGGUUGAAUCAUCUACUGAUGCGGACAACCCUGUUGAAAUUUCUGGAGACGAAGACGGCGAGGCUGAUGGCAGCCCGUCAGAGAAGGCAAUGGCCUCAUCCGACCACGUCAAGGCUGAAAAGCAACGCCUUGCGCCAAGAUCCAACCGGAAUGUCACCCUGCAGGCACAGUCUUCAAAACAGUCCAACAUGACCUCGCCAAUGUUUCAGAUAGAUGCACGUCGCGGCUCUCGCAUUCUGGCAGACUUAAAUCCAGAAGAUCUGGAAAAACAAAUUAAGUAUACUCUUUUUCAUCUUCCUCGUGAUCAGAUUGACCUUUCCCGACCUGUCGUCUGCACUGCUUGUUUAACCGAAGGUCAUACUGACGAGAUCUGUCCUGGCCUACUCUGCUCAAGCUGUGGAGGUCCCACGAACCACUCUACCCGUCUAUGCCCAAAAUGUGCUAGAUGCUCGAAGUGUAAAGACCGUGGCCACGACGUUACUACAUGCAGAUCCAAGCUCAAGAACACAAAUCCAGAGCCUUGUGACUUUUGUGGAGGCGCAGAUCAUGAUGAAGUGUCCUGCAUUCAGAGAUUCUUUCCUGCUCAUACUGAACUGCCAGGAGGUGAUCUUCAGCUCUGGAUUUCUUGCGCUCAGUGCGGCAGCAAGGAUCAUCUGGCUGGUGAUUGCCCGGUUCGUGGCAGUAGACCCGCGUCGGCAUGGUCUUUACGUGCUUACAGUCGCUACAACAUCGUGAACCUCAAUCUCCAGACCGGUGCGCAAGCGCGAGAGAAAGAAGCUGAAAACAAGGGAAUCAGACCGGAGGGUAUGCAGAUAAAAGGUCGCGGAGCUUUGAGUACUAACAAAUAUCCCAAAAGAGGGCAGGCUGCAGAAAAUGCUGGCUUGCAAUUUGGGGAUGGCGAUGACGAGGAUUUCACUACACGUCUGGCCGACACUAGGUCUAGACGUCCUUCUCCACCUCGUAGUCAUAUUCACUUUCAUGACAAUGACAGAGGUCGUAUGAACCGUGGCAACGAUGAUCAUCACUACAGACCGCGACCAGAUAGAAACGAACCACCGAAUGAUUACAAUCGGAACAACUCGUCUUUGUCUCACGAUUAUCGGGAUCGAAAUGGGUACGGCGGAGGCAGAGGCUACCAAGACGAUCGCGACUAUCGCAGCCAACGUCCAAGAUCGAGGUCGCCGCCACGAUUUAACGGAGGCGAUUCCUGGAGACCACCGCCACCGCUUCCCAGGGGUCCUCCACCGCAAGCAUCACUACCUGCCAGACCCGCACCUCCUCGCAAUCAACAACAGUCACAGAAUCAGAAUCAGAAUCAGAAAUUCUCGAAGAAGGGAAAGCGUGGUGGAAAGGGUGGAGGAAAUCGUGGAGGUGGCGGUGGAGGAGGAACCGUUAGGCCCAUGCCAUCUGCUGCCAAAAAUGCCUGGAACAGAGGACGACUCUGA